GCGGUAAGCAUAAUUAAACGCCGUUGCUCCCACCGCAAAGUUAAAUAUGUGGGCGCUGGUAGCUAUGCCGUAUUAUCGUCCGGCUUCUUCCCCCAAACACACUUGAUCGUAUACGAUAGCUUAGUCUUAUCACAGUUCUGCAGCUCCUGGCGGAAUUGCAUAACCAAGAGUUGAAUCUCUUCCUCGGUGUAACCUAGACUGGUUGCAGGCCUGAGAAGGCGUCCGUAUGGAUUUUUCAACAGUGCCAUCAACGCGAGAUAUCCUCGUUCCUUCAUGGUCUUAUCAUGAUGCCAGACCCCAACAGGUACCUCGAUUACUUCUUCUCGAAUCUCGAUAAAGCCCGCAGCCUCCAUAGUAGACCUCUGCAAGCCUUUUUCCACAACAUCGAAGGCUUUGUUUGUUUUCUUGCCAAAUUCUCGAAAUAUUUCCUCAACUUUGCGUAUGGUACUCCCUUCUAAUGAGACGUCGUCUUUGUUGCUUCCGAAGCGAAUGUUCGAUGAGGGUCAGCUCAUCAAAGGUUUUGGGUCUGGCGGCAUCGGGCAGAUUAAAAUUGCCGACUUUGGUAUGUCCAAGAUACUCUGGAAUGGCCGGACAGAGACGCCGUGCGGUACUGUCGGAUACAGUGCGCCGGAAAUCGUCAACUACGAGAACUACUCCAAGUCGGUCGAUAUGUGGGCCCUCGGCUGCGUCCUCUAUACGCUGCUGUGCGGUUUCCCGCCUUUCUAUGGGGAGAGCAUCAACGUAGUCACUGAGAAUGUGGCUAAGGGCCAGUACGCAUUCCUCUCGCCAUGGUGGGAUGACAUCUCUGAGUCCGCUCAGGAUCUCAUCUCCCACCUGCUCACCGUCGACCCGGUCAAGCGAUACACCAUCAAGGAGUUCCUCAGACACCCAUGGAUCCUGCAGUCAGGGCCAUCCACGUACGAGGAGAAGAAACAACCGCCUUCCGAGGUGUUCUGUUCUUUUGAUGCGCUUAAGAUCGUCGACUCUCGCCCGUCUGACACCGUUAGCCUCCGCGAGGUCCUCGACGUUGGAACUGCCGUGCACCAGCAAGGGGAAGAAUACAAGCAGCGUGGCAUACCGUCCCGUCUGCUUGCGAGUCUGAAUGAUGAGAGCGAUGCAAAAGAGAAUAAUGCAACAUGGGCCCUGUUCCCCUCCUAUGCCUCCAAACAGAGGAUCGUCAAAAGUUGGGUGCAUGCCCCGUGGUCCUCCUGGUCUCGGCAGGCCACCUCCACCGAAGUGUGGACGCAGCGGAUGAUGUGGCCCCAGUCCAGGAGGGUUGAGAUCGUCGGCACCCAGCUCACCAAACAGUGUCCGGCCCGGGUGGAAAGGGACGCGAGGUGGGCGGUUAAUAUCGUAUGGGUCUUCAAACCCAGGUGGGGGAAAGUCGCCCAUGGGAACAGGAUUUCGCGGAGGCGGCUGCAAGGGAUCUUGGUAAGGGUACGGCUGUGCUGGUUGGGGUUGAGGGUCUGGCAAGGAGGGCUGCCUUGGGGGGCGUCUUGCAGCCUCAUCAGCGUCGUCCUUGGCCAUUCGAUCGUCCGGUGACUCCUCGUAGCCCUCCUUUUGUAGGGAUGGCAGAAGCUUCUGGAUAAUGUUAAUCUGGAGAAGCUUGGCCAGGUCGACGAUGCUGCCGUCUGAGAUGAAGACCACGCGAAGCUUUUGUGGCAGGCCACUCCUAUCCUCAGAGUCGUCCUGCGUCCUUGCGAUGCGAACGGGCAGCGAGCCGUUGGAAAUGAAGUCCUUGGUCGUAAUCUCGAGGCGGGUUAUGCGCUCGUCUUCGAGCGUCAGGCCCCUGACCUCGGCCUUGCCUCCCAUGCGGUCUACCUUAAUCACAAAACGAAGCGCCGACUGCGAGUGCGCAUAUAUGAAGGCGUACGUGUUGAAGGAUGCAUUCCAGUUCUUGGGUAGCCGCGGCGCCAGGUCCCGGCAGGUCGGCUCCUCCAUCUUGUCCUCGUCAAAGCCUAGCAGUUGGAAGCCCAGCGAGACC
Messenger RNA from Microdochium trichocladiopsis, 1984 nucleotides. RefSeq names its product kinase-like domain-containing protein. Gene Ontology annotation, biological process: protein phosphorylation. Gene Ontology annotation, molecular function: protein kinase activity; ATP binding. The transcript has 3 exons. Bases 442 to 1542 code for a protein of 366 amino acids. The record is from RefSeq and is a predicted model, not a curated record. Lineage: Eukaryota; Fungi; Ascomycota; Sordariomycetes; Xylariales; Microdochiaceae.